This is a messenger RNA of Blastomyces dermatitidis ER-3, 1740 nucleotides long. Its product is annotated as CreD protein. Gene Ontology annotation, biological process: ubiquitin-dependent endocytosis. Bases 1 to 1740 code for a protein of 579 amino acids. The transcript has 5 exons. NCBI's taxonomy places the organism in Eukaryota, Fungi, Ascomycota, Eurotiomycetes, Onygenales, Ajellomycetaceae. The record is from RefSeq and is a predicted model, not a curated record. Gene Ontology annotation, cellular component: cytosol; cytoplasm; plasma membrane. Gene Ontology annotation, molecular function: protein-macromolecule adaptor activity; ubiquitin protein ligase binding.
AUGGCCCUCAGUUUCCUCACUAGUGGCGGGACCGCCAGUCAGGCAAAGUACUUUGAUAUCAGACUAGAUCACGAUUAUAUCGUUUUUCGCGGGAAUGAACACGAGGCCGCCAGCACCUUGUUGAAUGGCAAACUACUCCUUUGCCUCUCAGAGCCCCUGCAAAUCAAAUAUCUCAGACUUCACCUCACUGGCAUGUCGAAAAUCCUGCUCCAAGGUUCUAGCAGUCGCAGAAAGUCUUCGAGGGAAAAUAGGUUUUUUGAUCACACAUGGACAUUUAGAGAUGCUGGCAAAAACAAACUGGAAACCUUGCCCGCGGGCAAUUACGACUUUCCCUUUGAUGUCAUCCUCGCGGGAUCCCUCCCCGAAAGCAUUGAAGGGCUGCGUGACACCUUCAUUACUUAUCGAUUCAAAGCCGAGAUUGGUCGGAAAUACGUCAAGGAUAUAAUUCUACGGAAACCAUUGAGGAUUAUUCGAACCCUUGACCCAAGCGCUCUGGAGCUUUCACAUGCGAUGUCUGUGGAGAAUAUAUGGCCGAAUAAGAUCGAAUAUUCAAUCUCGACCCCUUCCAAAGCACUUAUAUUCGGAACCUCCGUGCAGGUGGACUUUCGCCUUAUACCAUUGCUAAAGGGACUCACUAUCGGUACUAUUUCCACACAACUAGUAGAGAACCACGACUUCGUUUUAAACCCCCACGACGACGAAGCCGCCCAAUUGUCCCACAAAUGGACUAAAGUCAUCCUUGAAGAUAUCUGCACAUUGGAUCAACUGGAAAAAUCUCACUCCCUUAACAGAGAUGCCGAUGGAUUUGAGUUUUCCCGAAUCUUGAACCUACCAAAGUCACUCAACAAAUGCUUACAAGACGCCGAUACGAGAGGUAUAAGAAUCAAACACAAGCUAAAGUUUAGAGUCCAGCUUCGCAAUCCGGACCGCCAUAUGUCUGAGCUACGUGCUAGUCUUCCUGUUUCGAUAUUUAUUUCUCCCAACCUCCCCAUCGGCGAUAACAAUGAUCUAAUUGAUCAAUCCGUGCACUCCGCGCAGCGAGUUAUCCAUACGAUGGCACAGCAGGCGCCUCCUCUGUAUGGAGAGCAUCGAUUCGAUCAGCUGUACAGCGAAAUAGAUUUUUCUGGCUAUCGGACUCCUGGCAAUAGCAGUCGCCCUGGCACACCCUUCUCGUCCGUUAGUCGAAAUCUCUCAAUAGAUAACAUCAACGCCGUGGUAGCCUCGGAAUCUCAGAAUAUCUCACCAACUGCUUUACACACCCGACUAAACAACCUGCAUCUUGGCGCUGCCACAUUCCCAUUUACCCCCCCGCCCUCGGAAUCCGCUGAAUUAGCGACAGACUCAUCAAGCCAAGAAUCCCAGCUGGUGAAUUCGGAGGAUAGUACACCGUCCAUUAACAUCCAGAGUCCUGGGAUUAUUACACCUGCGACCGCGACCUCCUCACGGCGGCUAUCUGAGGACGACGACAUUCCAUCGGGUGUGGCUACGCCUAGCUCGCAAAUUAGUGAAGUCGAGCACCUCUCGCGCGUCCCCAGUUACGCCACUGCAGUUCGAUCGCAUCCCUCACCACAUUCCAACGAAGGCCUACCCGACUACCAAUCGGCUACUGCUGGAGAUGCUAGAGGUGUUUCCAUAACUCCCAUGCGACCCAGUCCUUCCCAUCGUCCCUUGCUAACCAGCGACACGAGACAUCGAUCACUGUUCCGGCUUCACGAUCGGAGCCAUAGCAACGAUAUAUAG